AUGCGUGACCCGUGUCGGAGAGACCUUGACCCUCCGCCAUGGCCGCAUCCUCCAUGGCUGACCACUCGGCCCCAGGCUUGCGCCUGGUCUGCGAGUCAGGGGAGGGCUUCGUCCUCUUCCCCACCGGGCAGAGGCGAAGUGGGCGAGAAAGCGACGCGUGGAGCUCGUGUGGGGGAUUGGGAAGCUCUUCUGGAGAAUAUUUGGGAUGACGAGGUGAUUGUCAAGUUUUUUGGCCAACUAUGGGCCAUUGACUCGCCGCCGCCGCGGAACCCUAGGGUUCGGCCCUCCAACCCCAUCCAAACCUCCUCCACCAACUCCGACGGCCGCCUCUUCUGGAUCCGGCAGGAUCUGGUAGAGUCCAGGCAAAUCUCUCCUGAGGAUUGCUUCCCGAGUUACAAGAGGUCUGGGUGCAGAUUUUGGGGAUACCUCCUAGAUGUUGCCACUGGAAGGAUAAAGGUAGCCUACAGAGACUCUAGUAAGAUUCCUAAGGACAGACUACAUGAGAUGAACAAGAGCCUCUUUGUUGUGUCUUUUGAGGUGGAAGGUGCACAAGCUACUGGACCUGGUCCAGCUGGAAAUGAUGGCAAUGGUGGAGAUGAUGAUGACAAGAAGAAGGAUAAUAAUGCAGAUGAUGAUGAGGAUGAUCUGUUAGAUGAUGAUGACAUAAGCAAAGAUCAACCUACUGGUUCCAAGCAUACUACCAUUGAUGGUGAGGAUGCUAGGGUUAUAGGUUCACUGAAGGGUGAAUUACAUAUAGGAGCAGGGUAUGAUAUUUCAGCAGCGGGUUUAAACUUGGUUGGUGAGAGUUCUAAAACCCAACAGGUUACAACCCUUGGGGGCCCUUCUGAGGAUUAUUCUUGUGUGACACCUGAGAUGUUUCGAGCGUAUCAGACACCUAAAGCUACACAGGCGCAGAACACUGAGUGUCCAGUUGUGGGGAACAAAUUCUUCCAACCCAUCAGUGAGGAGUCUCAUCACUCUAAAUGGGAGGAAUUUAGGAAAAUGGCUCAAUCUGAUAACAUGAUUCAGGAUUGUUCUAUUCUGUUGAGGAGAAUGGAGCUAGAGGAUUCUGAGUCCGAGGGAGAAUCUGCAAAGUUCGUUAUGGAGCAGGAUGAUGAAGUGCUAUCCCUGGGGGAUUUAGGUAAGGAUUCUCAAGCUGAGCAAGCUCUAAUGAGGGAUCUGGUAAGUCAGAUGAAGGAUGUGCAGUCUGAUGCGAGUCCAGAUGUGGUGCAAGUCAAGAAGAUAUGUGCAGUCACUAGCCUGGUUAAGUAA
Miscanthus lutarioriparius is the source of this 1272-nucleotide messenger RNA. NCBI's taxonomy places the organism in Eukaryota, Viridiplantae, Streptophyta, Magnoliopsida, Poales, Poaceae. The record is from the annotation of a GenBank genome assembly.